AUGAAGAGCGCCCGCUGCACUUCCUGCACAUGUGCGGAUCCAUCCGCGUUUUGGGGCUGGAAGUGCACGUUCGGAGCGUUUUUCUUCUACCAGGUCACCUGGCUGCGCUUGUCUGGGCCUAUUGCCAAGCUAGCAAGGGCGUGGGAGGGUUGUGAGCAUCAUUGGUCAUCAGCGCUCGCGAAUGAAGAGCGCCCGCAGCACUUCCUGCACAUGUGCGGAUCCUUCCGCGUUUUGAGGAUGGAAGCGCUCGUUUGGAGCGUUUUUCUUCUACCGGGCACGGCCGUCGUCGCGGGCGCCCCGCCCCAUCCUCCCUACUUCCAUCACCCCGCCCCAUCCUCCCGCUUUCCAUCACCCCGCCCCAUUCUCCCGCUUUCCAUCACCCCGCCCCAUUCUCCCGCGUUCCAUCACUCCGCCCCAUUCUCCCGCUUCCAUCACCCCGCCCCAUUCUCCCGCUUUCCAUCACCCCGCCCCAUUCUCCCGCUUUCCAUCACCCCGCCCCAUUCUCCCGCUUUCCAUCACCCCGCCCCAUUCUCCCGCUUUCCAUCACCCCGGCCCAUUCUCCCUCUUUCCAUCACCCCGCCUCAUUCUCCCUCUUUCCAUCACCCCGCCCCAUUCUCCUGCUUUCCAUCACCCCGCCCCAUUCUCCCGCUUUCCAUCACCCCGCCCCAUUCUCCCGCUUUCCAUCACCCCGCCCCAUUCUCCCACUUUCCAUCACCCCGCCCCAUUCUCCCGCUUCCCAUCACCCCGCCCCAUUCUCCCGCUUUCCAUCACCCCGCCCCAUUCUCCUGCUUUCCAUCACCCCGCCCCAUUGUCUCGCUUUCCAUCACCCUGCCCCAUUCUCCCGCUUUCCAUCACCCCGCCCCAUUCUCCCGCUUUCCAUCACCCCGCCCCAUCCUCCCUCCUUCCAUCACCCCGCCCCAUCCUCCCGCAUUCCAUCACCCCGCCCCAUUCUCCCGCAUUCCAUCACCCUGGAAGCGCUCGUUCUGA
Molecule: messenger RNA, 987 nt
Organism: Closterium sp. Naga37s-1
Lineage: Eukaryota; Viridiplantae; Streptophyta; Zygnematophyceae; Desmidiales; Closteriaceae
Source: the annotation of a GenBank genome assembly